AUGGUGGAAAUCUGGGACGAUCUCCGACGUCGCGCUCGCUCACUUGAGAAUCAUAUUGAUGUGAAAUUAGUAGUGCUAAAUAAGUUGGCCUCUGGUACGUCAGGUCGAUAUGAAUCACUGUUGAAUGACAAAGCAACUGUCAGCAGUAAACAGGAGAUAUUCGAUUCAUUGUCAGCAGAAAUAGAAAACAUGAUUGCGAAACUUACACAAAUUGACGAUCAAAUGGCAGAAUAUUUAAUGAAGUGCCAGACAAAUUCAAGAACUGGCGCAUGGGCAUCUGGUCCAGCAUUACAGCACACACUUAGAAGGCAUCGUGAAAUAUUGCGUGAUUACUGUGCGGAAUAUAACAGAUCACAUGAUAAUAUAAGAAAUCAAUUGCAAAGGGAAAGUCUGUUAAGCGGGGGUUCGAACGAGAGCUCAUAUCUCAAUAAUCGUUCAAAAGCAAGUGAUAUGUACUUAAAAGAGAGUGAACACAUAUCAAACUGCGACCGCUUUUUAGAUGAACAAAUUAGCAUUGCAAUAUCGGCGAAAGAACAUGUCCAUAACCAGCGGAUGAGCCUGCGAGACAUUAGUAAAAAAAUGAACGCAUUAGCCAGCAAGGAAACGACGAGAUUCGGUCAUAAUGGCAGUGGUGAUAUCGGCUUGCUUAAUUUUAAUGUAUAUAUAUGUAGUGAGUAUGUGACUGACGGAUUAUCAUUUGCCAGUAGAGCCAGUCAUUUCGGUCUUCAGAUUUAA
Messenger RNA from Acanthocheilonema viteae, 735 nucleotides. NCBI's taxonomy places the organism in Eukaryota, Metazoa, Nematoda, Chromadorea, Rhabditida, Onchocercidae. The record is from the annotation of a GenBank genome assembly.